Thlaspi arvense is the source of this 867-nucleotide messenger RNA. Lineage: Eukaryota; Viridiplantae; Streptophyta; Magnoliopsida; Brassicales; Brassicaceae. The record is from the annotation of a GenBank genome assembly.
AUGGUAAUGAUGCUAAGUGGGUGCAGCACGCCAAGUGCACAUGUUCUAACGAGUCCUCGGGCAUUCAAGUCAUCAUCAUACAGAGCAGCAUCAGUGCGGACUCAACAUUAUCUUGCUCGAAGUUCAUUGUCUCUCAUAAAGAACUCUUUCGGAUCACCUUUGCCGUUCAAUGAGCUUCAACCGAGAGUCCCAAGAGGCAUACUCAAUCUUCCGUCCUUCCUUAUUUCAGGUGUGCCUCUGUCAUAUCUCUCAGCAUCGUCCUCUCGGCUUCUGAAUGGAGAACAAGGUAGUCUCUCUGGUACAUUGCCCGUGUUACCCGUCCGCAGGAAAACCCUUUUGGCCCCAAGAGCAUCAAAAGAUGUACCUUCCAGCUUCCGGUUUCCUCCAAUGACGAAGAAGCCACAAUGGUGGUGGAGAACUUUGGCAUGCCUACCUUACCUGAUGCCGCUGCACGAAACUUGGAUGUACGCGGAAACCGCUUACCAUCUCCACCCGUUCCUAGAAGAUUUCGAAUUCUUAACCUACCCGUUUCUAGGCGCCAUCGGGAGGUUGCCGAGCUGGUUCCUAAUGGCUUACUUCUUUGUAGCUUAUCUUGGGGUAGUGAGAAGAAAGGAGUGGCCUCACUUCUUCAGGUUCCAUGUAGUGAUGGGUAUGCUGCUUGAGAUAGCUCUUCAGGUGAUAGGAACGGUGAGCAAGUGGAUGCCCCUUGGAGCCUAUUGGGGUAAGUUUGGGAUGCAUUUCUGGACCGCCGUUGCGUUUGCGUAUCUGUUUACCGUCCUUGAAAGCAUACGGUGUGCACUUGCGGGUAUGUACGCAGACAUCCCGUUUGUCUGUGAUGCUGCGUAUAUCCAGAUUCCGUACGACUAA